Messenger RNA from Aspergillus wentii DTO 134E9, 1044 nucleotides. RefSeq lists its product as uncharacterized. The record is from RefSeq and is a predicted model, not a curated record. The transcript has a single exon. Lineage: Eukaryota; Fungi; Ascomycota; Eurotiomycetes; Eurotiales; Aspergillaceae. Bases 1 to 1044 code for a protein of 347 amino acids.
AUGUCGUCGCCUCCAUCCAAUUCUGGGCGAGGAAAUUGGAGAGCCAACGUUUCGUACUUCAGGCAGAUCCGGGACGAACCGCACCCUUACUCUCGAAUCCGUCGAAACGUCAAUCCCUGGACUCGGCCUAGGUCCAAUGCUAUCAUAGGUGACGCGAAUGGAAGCGGACGGCCUGAAAUCCUUUGGGGUCUUCCCGCACACACUGCUCCUGGAGGUCUCCUGUACCGCGACCCCAACCAGGAUGCCCGUCCGGCUACUAUCGAAGAAGAAACUCCCUACUGGAACGCGGAGAAUCGAAACGAAGCACGCCUUGCCGAAAAGGCGAGGAUUGCUCGCUGGAUGAUGCCUCAAUCUGAGAUGACAGCUUCCCCCAAUAUGCAUCCCGAGUGGAGACUUCAUCACGACUACUUCUUGUGGGCAUGCCGUGGUGAUGUCGAAGAGAUCGCCAGCCAGAUGCAAGCUGUUUAUGCUUUCUCUUCUCCUCUCAACCCGUCUUUCAUCGCGGAAAGAUUGAGUGGACCACGAGCCUUCCAGCAAAUCAGCUUCCUCCUUGCCUAUUUGCCCGGAGAAACCCGGACUCUUCAGCGUGCAAUUGCCCGAGGCAUUCUUUACGAAGCCAACUUAAUCGACCCCGAGAUUACCUAUGGACGUCGACUUCGGCGCUUGCGUCAGUUCAAUUGCAGGGAUCCUAGGUACAGCCCACCCGUGAUGCCACCGGAUGCUCCACCUCUCUGGAGGCGCUACUUUGAUGCGUUUCUGCUGAUGUUUCUCGGCGUUCCACCUCACGAUAUCAUCAUCAAACACGGAUGGCUUUUCCCGGCUGGACUCUCCGUUGAUUUCCUUCGCGUCCGCCUGUCCCAGCUUGCCCACAUUGGUCUCAGCAAUACCGAAGUUACUCGGGCCUUUGAGCAUAGGAAAUCUAUCGUGAUUAAUAGAGGAUCAUUGAACGCCCGUCGUCCAAGGGGCACGCCAAGGGGUCCGAGCAGAAGAGCGCGAAGUGUGGUCACUGAGCAGGAUGUAUUGGCGAUGCUUGGAAUAGAGUAA